AUGCCCUUUUAUUCCACAGAACAAACUGGUGGAAGUGCAGAGGUCUUUCGCACCAUCGGAGAAAAGUGGAGGAACUUGUCUGACUCAGAUAGAGAUGCCUACAAAAAGGUGGCAACAGAUUCAGGGUCAGCUCUGUCACUACCCUCAGCUGAUAAACAAGCCAAGAAGAUAAUUGGCAACAUCAUGAAACAGGUCAGCUAGUAAUAAUCAUAGUCAUUAUCAUCAUCAUUAUUACAAACUUACAAUGAUAUUUAUCACAUUUUGUGAUGUGAACUUUGUGGUUUAUAAAUGACCAAGUUCAACUCACCAAGCUGUAUAAAGACUGGAUUGACAAGUUCUUGAAAUGAUAUACCCAAUACAUUUACUGACCUUAUGAUUUUGUUUAAUUUGUAAACUGGUCUUAAAUUGUGCUAUAAUAGCAAACAAGCAUUUCGUAUUGAAUUUUUCUGUUCGACAUUGAUUUUAAUUGAUCAGCAUUAAUUUAUCAGUUUACUUAUUGUUACAUUUAUAUUACUGGUAGAUUGACUGUUGUGAAAUAAAAUUAUGAUAUUUAUCUGUGUGGAUUGUAAUUCGUCCCCUUUCUUAUAAUUUUACAGUUGGUCACCAGGUGUCUCAGCAAGCUCUUAAUAAACAAUGAAAGUUAUUCUUAAACUUACUCAUAAUUACCUGUUUUAAAUAUCUUACUUUUUAGGUUUUUUCUUUUCCUUGAUUUACACAACUUUCUAAGUAUGCAAGCUCAGUAAUUUUCAUGUAAUUAAAUGUUUGUCACCAUGCACUCCCAUCAUGGGAUACAACUUUAAUCCAGCACUAAACAAACUGACAUUGCUUAAGUAAUGAGUAUAUAUGUUAUCACACUUAUUUGGUUCUUCUAAUUGUUAUCAAUCCUUAUCAAUGUUUUACACAGGUUGCAGAACUGGAAACACUUGGUGGUCAUGCACUGAUGUUAUGUGCUUAUGAUGGUGUUUGUUACCAAGGUUCAGCUGGGAUUGGUGACAGCCUUUUAAAAACAAACAUCAUGGAAACAUUUGCAAGUAGAUUACACUGUGAGUACUGACUGUAGAUAUGCAUUAAUUAGCACUUUACUCUUGAUAUAUACUUUCAGAAGCUCAUUCUAAUUUUACUUGUGAUGUUGAAAUCUUUCUGCAGAUUUUUGCGCUUGAGAAUUUGUGAAUUGGAUUUUUCCAUACAUGAGUUGAUGAAAAAAAAGAAAAACAAUUAGUAAAACCAAUUACCUGUUAAUUCCAAUUUGCAUUUCAUUCCUGCACUCAAAACAUAAACAGAACCUCAAAAAAAGGUUAUUGAGAGCAGUAGUCCUGGUACUCAAUUUCUGUUACUCUAAGUGUACAUCUAUGUUCUUAAAUAUCAGUAUAAUCUCAAUAUAUUAAAACAAUAAAUGAAUCCCAAUGAAAUUCACUACAUUGAUGCUUAGAUCAACAACUUAUUACACCAAGCUUCUCGUUUCUUAAGAACUUAGAAAAGAAAGCAUUAUAUUUCCAGUGAAAAUAGGUCCUUACUUUAUAGGUAAUUCCCUGGUGGAAAAGCAAGACGUGUCAGUAAAACAUCUACAAGAAGUGUUCAACUUCAAAUACAGUAUGCGUUUUUAUAGCAUAUAUUUGCCUUUAUCCAUGCACGUGCGGAUUAAGGUCUUCGAAGAUCUAGCUGAUGUUCCUCUAAAUUAUUGAAAAAUAUAUUUGUUUUCUCUUUCCACUGAAAUGACCGCAUUCAGUUUCAGUUGACCCAUGAUUGAAAACUACAUCUCCAUAAACUACUAUUUGAAGCAUUUAAGGGGUCAAUAGCUGUUUUACACUCAGCUUCUGCCUUUUCUUGUGAUUUGUUGCAAUACGAAAAAAAGUCAGUCUUCUUUCCCAAUAUAAAUUUUAUUUCUGCUUUUAAUGUAUUGAUGUGGUAAUUCCCUUUAUCUAUGGCUAUAAUUUCUGUAUAAGUGUCAUAUUCAACGUAACAAGGAGUGACUUUUAGCUUCGUUUUUUUUUUUUCCAGUCAAUUUCUGUCUUUGUCUUUUGUAGGUGAACUUGUCGGAAACAGAGGAAGUAAAAUGCCUUACGCUAAGAUACAGCAAUUGGGAAUUUCAUUUAAUAACCUUCCCUUGGAUUUAAAGAAAGAGAUUGGUGUUAUUCCGCGUAAACCGUCUCUUUACGGAAGCGGCCAGCGCCGAAAGCUGUGGCUCGCCCGUCAUGACUGGAGCUUUGGUAUUUCUUUGCCUGUACCCUCCAUGGAUAGUUGCACGACCCCUUCAGCCACCACUCACACAUCAACUUCUCCUACGCCCACUCCUUCCCUUGUUAAUUCGUCGACCUCCUGUUAAUUAGUACUCCCGGUUUAAGUUAAAAACCACUGCUAUUCACAACCGUAACAAUACCAACUCAUAACAAACUAACUACUAAUUGAACUUACAAAACACCUCAGUCGAAAAGAUGAAAUUUACACAACAUACCAUACAUUCUUCCUUCACUUUGACACAACCUCAUCACACACAAGUUCUUUAAGUGUUUAUCAGUCAUCUGCAACCAGAGCCACAGUGAGUGUUGACCACUGUACUUCCCGCGCAUCCAUUGUUCUUGGUACUCCUUCCUAAUCUCAACGCAGCACUUCCUCUGCUGCUGGUUUUAUCGUUUCCAAAGGUGAGCAAGUUUUUUAUCUCUGAUUUUGUAAAGUUCAGUGUUAAGCGUGUUUACCACUCAAAGUGACGGGCUUAUUACGUGUGAAAAGGAAUUAGGAAUUUCCAUGAAACAAAGUGAUCAUGCUGAAAUGAAAGACUAGUGUACUAUUUGGUCUCCUAAGUAUUUAACACCAACGUUAUUUACUUUGUAACCCUUUUUACGCAGAUACUAAUUUGGAAUGCUGUUACCAAGCACGGCCUGAGAAAUACGUGUGGUUUUUGUUCUUCCACCACGAACACACAUUCAUGGGAGCACAGUGAAUCCGGGAAACUUUGUGGUUGAAUGGUGCAUUCUAUGACGGAGAAUCGAUUUUUGUCGGUGGUUUUAUGAAUGGCCUUUAGAGCCGGCAACCUAUUUUCACUCGACUUACUGAAGUUUACUUCUUCAGGCUGACCUCCCUGUGAAGGCGCCAUAACCUUUUGGAACUGUGCACAAUAAAUUGUAACGUGGUUUUGGC
Pocillopora meandrina is the source of this 3135-nucleotide messenger RNA. NCBI's taxonomy places the organism in Eukaryota, Metazoa, Cnidaria, Anthozoa, Scleractinia, Pocilloporidae. The record is from the annotation of a GenBank genome assembly.